Molecule: messenger RNA, 1524 nt
Organism: Anopheles cruzii
Lineage: Eukaryota; Metazoa; Arthropoda; Insecta; Diptera; Culicidae
Product: cytochrome P450 4d1-like
Exons: 6
Coding region: 1-1524 (507 amino acids)
Molecular function (GO): monooxygenase activity; iron ion binding; oxidoreductase activity, acting on paired donors, with incorporation or reduction of molecular oxygen
Source: RefSeq, a predicted model, not a curated record
AUGGUUUGUUCAGAAUGGUGGCUAGUGCUAGUGUUGACCGUUGCAGCUGCCCUGUUUGUGCAUCGGACUUUUGGCGAGAUGCUCCGCUACUCCGGAAAACUGAAGGGUCCAAAAGCUUAUCCGAUUAUAGGCAAUGGGCUGCUGUUUUUAAACAAAUCUCCAGCCGAGUUUCUACAAAUCGUUGGCACACUCUUCGAGCAGUAUGGCAAGUGCUACCGUGUCUGGCUUGGCACGACCCUUGGUGUUAUGAUGUUCGAUCCUAAGGAUAUCGAGGUGGUGUUAAGUAAUCCGAAACUGAUCACCAAAUCAACUGAGUACGACUUCAUGCGCCCUUGGUUGGGUGAGGGUUUGUUGACGAGCAGUGGGCGAAAAUGGUACACACAUCGAAAAGUGAUCACUCCGACGUUCCACUUCAGCAUCUUGGAAGAGUUUUUGGAGAUUUUUGAUCGGCAAACCACAACGUUUGUUGAGGUGCUGCGACCGUUUGCCAAGUCGGGUGAAUCGUUCGACAUUUUCUCACAGGUGGCCCUAUGCACUUUGGAUAUCAUUUGUGAGUCUGCCAUGGGAACCACAGUAAAUGCGCAGGUGCAAUACAACUCGACGUACGUGUUGGCAGUCAAAGAGAUUACGAAUCUUAUUCAGCAGAGAUUUUAUGAUUUUCUCAUUCGCCACGAAUGCUUCUUCCGCCUGUCGUCGAACCGUCGUAAACAGGUGAAGGUGUUGAAAGUCUUGCAUGACUACACCGACAAAGUCAUCAGCGAACGAAGGCGACAACUAGCAAACACGUCACACGGAAAGAGUGCAGAAGAGUCGGCGGAUCUGGGCAUCAAGAAGAAAAUGGCAUUCCUGGACAUGCUCCUGCAGUCGACGAUUGACGGGCAACCUCUGACUGAUCUGGAAAUCCGCGAAGAAGUGGACACGUUCAUGUUUGAGGGCCACGACACAACGACGUCCGCCAUUAGCUUUCUACUGAAGUGCUUGGCCAAGAAUCCUGAUGUUCAACAGAAAGUGUACGAUGAAAUUCUCGAUGUUUUUGGCACUGAUCGUUCGAAACCGGUCACGAUGGGAAUGCUACACAAAUUGAACUACCUUGACCUGGUGAUCAAGGAAACACUUCGGAUGUAUCCCACAGUGCCGAUGAUUGGCCGAAAGAUGUUGCAAACUACCGUUAUCAAUGGAAAAAUAAUACCCGCCGGCGCCAACGUAAUAAUAUUUCCCUUUUUUCUGGGGCGCAGUGCAGAAUACUAUCCCACUCCGGAAAAGUUUGAUCCGGAGCGGUUCAACAUGGAAAAGUCGGCCGAGAAAACAAACCCGUACCAGUACAUCCCGUUCAGUGCUGGGCCGCGAAACUGCAUUGGUCAGAAGUAUGCCAUAGUUGAGCUGAAAAGUAUUGCUAGUAAAAUUCUACAACAUUACGAGAUCCUGCCUACGAAAGAAGAGCGGGACGAGUCUUUCACGUCGGAGAUUGUACUACGGCCAGAGCAUGGAACGUAUAUUCGAUUGAAAGCGAGAGUUUAUUCGUAA